This is a messenger RNA of Plectropomus leopardus (leopard coralgrouper), 930 nucleotides long. RefSeq names its product tumor necrosis factor, alpha-induced protein 6 (gene tnfaip6). The record is from RefSeq and is a predicted model, not a curated record. Lineage: Eukaryota; Metazoa; Chordata; Actinopteri; Perciformes; Serranidae. Gene Ontology annotation, molecular function: hyaluronic acid binding. Gene Ontology annotation, biological process: cell adhesion; negative regulation of inflammatory response.
AGAGCAGCUGCAGGAUGACGCGCCUCCUCACUCUCCUCUGGACGCUUGGCUUCCUGCUGAAGGAGGCGCAGGCGUGGGGCUUCAAAAAUGGAAUAUUUCACAACUCUAUAUGGCUGGAACAAGCAGCUGGAGUUUACCACCGAGAGUCUCGCAAAGGGAGAUACCAGCUGACGUAUAACGAGGCCAAGGCUGUCUGCAAGUACGAGGGAGGGAAGCUGGCCACUUACGAUCAGCUGGAGGCGGCUCGUCGAAUAGGUUUCCAUGUUUGUGCUGCUGGAUGGUUCGACAAAGGACACGUUGGCUACCCCAUCGUCAAAGCGGGCUCCAAAUGUGGCUUCGGGAAGGUCGGCAUCGUCGACUACGGACUGAGGCGGAACAAAAGUGAGAGAUGGGAUGUGUACUGCUACAACCCAAAUUCCAAAGAGUGUGGCGGGGUGCUGACAGACCAGCAGAAGAUCAUUCAGUCUCCCGGCUUCCCUGAGGAGUAUCAGGACGAGCAGAUCUGCUACUGGCACAUUCGAGUGCGCCUGGGCCAGAGGAUCCGUCUCCACUUCCUGGAGUUUGAUGUAGAGGAUGACGCGGGCUGUCUGGCAGAUUACCUGGAGGUGUACGACAGCUACGACGAUGUCUCCGGCUUCGCUGGGAGAUUCUGUGGCGAUUAUUUACCUGACGACAUCUAUAGUACAGGAAACGUGAUGACGCUGAAGUUUCUCUCUGAUGCUUCAGUCACAGCCGGCGGCUUCAAGUUUGAGUACACUGCCUUUAAUGCGUCUGUGGUUUCACAGAAUCACACCCAUCAUUUCAACUGACCCUCAGUUUGAAACACUGAUGUAAUCCUGUUGCUGUAUUUAUGAUGUCAUUAGUUACAUCUUGUACUGUAAUUAAUGUCUUUAUAGCUGAUUAAAGAAAUAAAUCUGUCAUUAAACUGUG